AUGGCUACUGCUACGGCGGUGGCCGACUUGAAAAAACAGUUCAACACAUUUUUACGGGAAAACAAAUGUCCAACGGGAGAAAUCGUGAAGAAGAAAUAUUAUUUCCCCGUCAAUCGGUUAAAGACAAUUUACAUGUCUAUGCUUUCCGCUACUGAUGUACAAUGGUCGCAGUUGCAAGUCAUGUUAACCGAUCACGUUGAAAACUUGGAUUUUUGCUACUACUCGUGGGAAUGUUUUGCAUCAAUUGCACUGCAAUUAGACGUAAAAACAAUGAAUGUCUACAUAUUCACAAAUCUUUUAGGGCUGACUAAAAUUCCAAAUGAAAAAAAAGAGGACGAUAAACUACUAUUUCACAGUUUAAAACGCCCUAAGUUUAAAUACAAUUCAGAACAAAUAAAAACAUGGGUAACAACAGUUUGGGAAGGAAUGAAACCAUUUAUGUUGUCAAAUUCCAAAAUUAGACGUGAAAUGUUAACAUUAUUAAUUGAAAAAAUGCUAAUGCAUUUGAAAAAUCCUCUUGUAACCGCAGAUUUUCUCAUGAACUCAAUGGAUACCCCUGGUCCUAUUUCAAUCUUAGGACUUCAAGGAAUAUUUAUAUUGGUUAAAGAUUAUAACUUAGAAUGUCCAAAUAUUUAUGGAAAACUUUAUAAUUUUUUUACUACAGAUAUGUUUAAUUAUCGAUAUAAAACGAGAUUAUUUUAUUUGGCUGAUAUAUUUCUUCGUUCAACUCAUUUGCCAGAGCUACUAGUAGCUGCAUUCAUCAAACGUAUGGCAAGGCUGUCAUUGAUAGCCCCACCUACAGACAUAAAAAUCAUGGUUGCAUUUAUAGGAAAUUUAUUAAUUAGACAUCCACCUUUAAAAGUGUUGAUCCAAAAUGAUUCUGUUGUUGGGUCAGAUCCUUACAUUUUUGAUGAAAAAGAUCCACUAAAAUCAAAUGCAUUGAAUAGCUCACUAUGGGAACUCGUGUCUUUAAAACAACAUAUCCUACCAAAAGUGAGCAAAUCUGUAAACUUUAUAUUUAAAAAGUUGCCACAAGUUGAGUGGGACGUAAGUGAACUCCUUAAUGACUCAUAUGAAAAUAUGAUUGAUGAAGAAUUUAAGACUGAGUUCCAGAAAGUGAGCUUAACAUAUGAAAAACCCACAUCAUAUGCUGUACCAUUAUCCAAUCAUUUCGAUGAUUUGUGGACUUUGGAUUAAUAAUUUUUUUUUAUACAUGUUAUAUCAUAUGUAUUCCAAGAAUGUAACAAAUCCAAUCCUUAGUUCUGCCUAUAAUUUAAAUGGAUUCAAAUAGUUAUAAAAAUUUGAAUAUUGGACUACAGUAGUUUAAUUAAUUUAUAUCAGAAAUAUGUGUUCUGAUAAUAAAUACAAUAACCUUUUUAGGUGUCUAAUCAAAUGUUGCAUAAUAAACAAGAAGACUUAAUCAUCUAGGCAUACUUCCAGCCAAAUAAAAAUAAAUGUAUUCAAAUUAUGCGUAGUAAAAA
Molecule: messenger RNA, 1481 nt
Organism: Sipha flava (yellow sugarcane aphid)
Lineage: Eukaryota; Metazoa; Arthropoda; Insecta; Hemiptera; Aphididae
Product: nucleolar complex protein 4 homolog B
Exons: 8
Coding region: 1-1197 (398 amino acids)
Biological process (GO): ribosome biogenesis
Cellular component (GO): nucleolus; small-subunit processome; Noc4p-Nop14p complex
Source: RefSeq, a predicted model, not a curated record